AGAGAGAGUGUAGAGGGUGUAUAUAGGCAUGCAAGUUAGAAUCAAGGGAAGGAGUGACGGGAGAGAAGGAAGCAGAAGUCAGGUGCUUUUUCUUAGCACUGAUACACUCCCCACAAACACACACAGAUACACACACAUUGAAGGAACUACUUCUACUGUAGCAGUGCACUGAUACACACUCUGUGUGAGUGUGUUUCCUGCCCUUGCAGCGACAGAGGGGAUCUCUGAGGAUACACGGAUGAGAAAGAGGUGUGGGGGAACGCAAGGAAGAGGAGCCCGAGUGUGUCUCGCCCCGGGGGGAGCUCAUACACACGCCACAGACUGCACACACACUCCAGCGGGCUCUCAGGCACUGUUUCCCUGACAACUAGAAUGGGCUGCAAUUUGUGCACAUUGCAGAAACGGGAGGAACACUACAAACUGCUGUAUGAGAUUGCACAGGUAAAUGCUCGAGACUUCUCCAAGGUCGACCAUGGCGAGGCAGUGGUGGAGGCCAUCAGGCGAGACCCCAUCGUUGUUCAAGUUCUUAGGCGGACCCCAACCAGAGCCACGAAUCACAGUGGAAUGCCAGAAGAUGUGUGUGUGGUGGAUGUUUGCACACAGACAGACAUCACCUUCGAGCACAUCAUGGCACUGGCUAAGCUCCGGCCUGCGACUCCACCCGUCCCUGAUAUCUGUCCUUUUCUUUUGUCUGACAGCUGUCAUUCAAUUCACACCAUGGAACAUGAGUAUUAUGAAUGUCCAGAGUACCUGUCCAAUACCCCAGCAGAGGUGGAGAGAACUGAAGAGUACGAGUAUGAGGAAGUGGAGCUGUGCAGGAAGAACAGCCAGGAGAAGCUUGGCUUGACGCUGUGCUACAGAACUGACGAUGAGGAGGACACUGGCAUCUAUGUCAGCCAGGUGGAGCCAAACAGCAUAGCAGCAAGAGAUGGACGCAUUAAAGAAGGAGAUCGUAUUCUACAGAUAAAUGGCUGUGAAGUUCAAGACAGAGAGAAAGCCGUUGCCUUGCUGUCAAGUGAAGAAGUAAGGAGCAUCAUACUUCUGGUGACAAGACCAGAAAUUCAGCUGGAGGAGGAGGUAUGGCUGGAUGACGAGCAGCAGCAGCUUGUAGAGGAGCUGAAGAUGGAGAUCCUAGAGGAGAGAAGGAAGCAGAAGGAGCACAACUUUGACAGGGGAGAUGAGAUUGAAGAAGAGACGACAGACACAGCAACCUAUUCCUCAAACAAUCAAGACAAAGACAGUGGCUUUGGACGCAGUACAGACAGUCCAGAGCACCAACCACUUCUAGCUAGAAUUCACAGGAGGACCCCAGCACACUGCCUUAGGGAACGAUGGCGGGCAGAGCAUCCACACACAAGACGAGGGACUGUAGUGCCGCCGGACGCUCAGGGUCCAAGGAACCCGUCAAAAGGCCAUGAAGGGGUAAUCAGUAUUCGCAAUGGCGGAGGAGGAAUUCUAGGGUUAGAGAAUCGCUUCGAGCAACUCCUUGAGCUCAAAUGUCAAAUCCGUAAUGGAGGAGAGUGUGGGGUGUACUCCAUCCGACACAGUAUAGAGUGUAGUCUCACUGAGCAAGCGGGAGGGGAUGCAGAUGAUGUGGAUGAUGAAGAUGGAGGUACAGGAGUGGAGCAGGAGUUGAGGAUGCUAAAUGAAGAACUGCGUAGCAUUGAGCUUGAGUGCCAGAGCAUCAUGCAGGCACAUCAGCUCCGCCAGACCCACCAGGUGGAUCCAUCACAGUCUCCUUCCUCACCAGGAAGGAGCCCAAAAGAUGGACACAAGCGACACGGCAGGUUGGCCGACAUCCACGAAUACCCAGAGAGAUUGGACAGUGAUAAGAUUAGAGAGAAGGAUAGCUCCAGUGCCUACAACACUGCGGAAAGUGCACGGUCGACACCACUUGGUAUGGAGAGAUCUCCUGAUCAUUCUCUACAGAGACACAUCAGCAUUACCAACCAGAAAAACCUCAGACUGGCUUCUUCCAUACCGUCCAGCCCCAUUCCUAUCCCAAAGCCUCAAGGUACACCUAAGGCUGUCAGACCGGCAGACCCAGGGCCUGUGAUCUCAAGUAGCCCAGACCAGAGCAACCCUUCCCGAUCCGAGUCAGACCCUGCCCUGCCAGCAGAUGAUGAGAGAUGUGAGAAGAGAGGUAGAGCAAGAGAUUCCAGGAGGGGGCUUCCCUAUGGUUCUACGUACCAGACAACCCCCUAUCCUGGCCAGGGAGGAUCCAGGCAACUUCAGAGCUACGUCCAGCUGCUACAACAGCACUCAUCCCUGGAGUAUUCCCAGAGCCAGGUGAGUCUGCUAAGCCUCUGCAGAGAUCCAGUGCACCGAGGAGGGCGCCCUGGGGAACCCCGUCUGGAAUGGAAAGUCAAAGUACGUGCUGACGGCACACGCUACGUGGCCCGAAGGCCUGCUCGUGACCGCAUCCUGAGGGAACGGGCGCUAAGGAUCCGGGAGGAGAGGAGCGGAGGCAUGACUACAGAUGACGAUGCAAUGAGUGAGAUGAAGAUGGGCCGAUACUGGAGCAAAGAGGAGAGGAAACAACAUCUGGCAAGGGCCAGGGAGCAAAGGAAGAGGAGGGAGUUCAUGCAAAAGAGCCGUCUAGAGUGUCUAAAGGAGGGGCCGGCCAGUGGAGCUGAAGGCAGGAAGGAGAUUAAUAUCUUGGAGCUCAGUCACAAGAAGAUGAUGAAGAAACGAAACAAGAAGAUCCUUGACAACUGGAUGACCAUCCAGGAGCUAAUGAGCCAUGGUGCGAGAGUCCCAGAGGGCUCCAAAGUACAUAACGCCUUCCUCUCCGUUACAACUGUGUAGCAGACACAUAAAAGUACUGCAGACUUUAAAGUAUUAAACACUUCAACAUCAGGUAGCUUGCAUUGAAGGAACUACUGUAUUAUAUACAAAAAAGUAUCAGGACAUCAGUAGCAUUCCUGAGUUCACUUUGUAACUUUCACUUUAAGAAUGUUUCCUAAGGUCUUUGAUGCUGUCCUUCCAAGACCUUAUCCAUUCGACAUGACUUUACACGGUUUUUACACCUGCUUUCAGAUAAUGCACUAGCAGAUGAACAGAUGAUUUUGGUAGCAUUUUGUUUGAGCUGAUUCAUAAAAAAAAGGUGAAGUACUGACACCAUGCUGCUGUGUAGCACCCUUACCAGCGUCAACAGGAACCCUUUGUAUACCAUGUAUUGUGUCUCUUUAUUCUCCACUCUUUUGUUUCAUUGCAUAUGAAGAGACUUCACUUGCCUCGUUCAAGGUGGCAUUUUUUAUAAUAAGGGAAAAUACAAUAUUUUUCACACUUUGUACACUAAGUGACUUUUUUGUAAGGGAAGUUUUACACUGAAUGUCAAUGUACUGUCAACCUAUUUACUGCAAUUUCUUAUUUGUGUUUGUAUCACUAAGGUCGGAGUUGACAAUAUUUGAUUGUAUUUUAGCGUUUUUAUACCAGACCAAUGAGGAACUUUAGGAAAUUCACUUAAGACAACGACCCUUUCAAGACACAUGCAUUGAAAUGUCCCUUCAGUUAGAGUCUCAGUUGAAAGCACUGGAAAUAUUCUUAUUCUAUAUCUCAAAAGCUGAUGUUAUUCAUGAGCUCGGAGGGCUUUUUUUGAAACAGUUUUACCUCAACUUACAAUCUCUGACAAACUUCAAUAGAACCUGGUUAAGUUGAACUCUGAAUCAAGUUGACCCAUAUUACAAACCAUGAAUGUGUGAAUUAUGUCUAAAAUGUUAUAUAGAUUCAUAUUUAUAUUGUUUUAUUGUCAUUUCUAUUUAUCGUAAAUUUGAUUUUUUUUUAUCUGUUUAUUUUUUUCUGUCUGAUAAAUGUAUCACAUAAAGUGGCUAACUUUGAAAGGCCAAGACAAGGAGCUGUCAAACAAAUGUAUCAUAGUGCAGCCUUUUAACUCUAACCUGCUGCUUUUCACUGUAAAGUUCAUUGAAGAGGCCUUGAGUUCAGUAUUUGUUGAAGGUGGUAUUUGUAAUAAAACAUCAAUAAUAAUAAAAAAAAACUACUGAGAAA
This is a messenger RNA of Labrus bergylta (ballan wrasse), 4008 nucleotides long. It is a transcript of the gene pdzrn4, whose product is annotated as PDZ domain containing ring finger 4. Gene Ontology annotation, molecular function: protein binding. NCBI's taxonomy places the organism in Eukaryota, Metazoa, Chordata, Actinopteri, Labriformes, Labridae. The record is from RefSeq and is a predicted model, not a curated record.